This is a messenger RNA of Scomber japonicus (chub mackerel), 892 nucleotides long. RefSeq names its product caspase b-like. The transcript has 2 exons. NCBI's taxonomy places the organism in Eukaryota, Metazoa, Chordata, Actinopteri, Scombriformes, Scombridae. Bases 1 to 423 code for a protein of 140 amino acids. The record is from RefSeq and is a predicted model, not a curated record.
AUGCAGGUUCCACUUCUGAUCUUAGACUAUCUGGAUGAGCUGAGUGGAAAUGAAUUCAAAAGGUUUCAGUGGAACCUCACUCAGGAAGUGCUGAGUGGAUGUAAGCCCUUUCGUAAGGGCCAGCUAGAGAACUCGGACCGGGAAGACAUUGUGAAUAAGAUGGUCGACAGCUACGGAGAAGAACCGGCUGUGAACGUCACGGCUGAAAUCCUGAAGAGGAUAAACCACAACAAUGCAGCGGACAAGUUAAAGAAGGCAUACGCAGAUGGGAAAACCCCUCCUCCUCCCUCCUCCUCCUCCUCUGACGUGGCUCCUGCUGCUGACGCCUCAGUUAGUGCCCAGGGUGGAAGUGUCAUUGUGGCUCCAACUAUCCAUGGCAGCGGCACUGGUGUGUCAUUUAAUAUGAACAUAAAAACACAGUAACUGUCUCCGUUGUUGAUUUCUAAUGGUUUUUACACCUUUUUAAAAUGUGAAUCAAAUUGUUCAUGUUGCUUAACUUGAAAAUGAAGCAAAAGCCUGUGUGAAGCUGAACAGCCUGAACCACCGCAGCGGUUUCAUUACAGCAAAAAAUGUCAGAGAUAAACAUUUCAGUGGUUCUUUAAACAAUCUCCUCAGUAGCUAUUACUUAACAUGGAAACUCUAUAGGACUCUGGCUGUGAUUUGAGUCUGUCUGUGAAGAAGCCAGUCACACGGCAAAUCAGAGUAGUAAUACAUUUGAAAUACUUACAGCAAAAACCGGUAAAUAAAUCACGUAGUCUAUUUUGAGGGGUUUCAUGCUGGGAAAAAGACUUUUCUAUUAUCAACUGGUUUAUUUGAAUGUAUACCAGAUCUAUCUCCAGAUCCAAGCUCUCUACAUUUUUACUGGUGUAUAAGAUGCACCCCACUUUUAAAU